Messenger RNA from Linum trigynum, 3125 nucleotides. The record is from the annotation of a GenBank genome assembly. Lineage: Eukaryota; Viridiplantae; Streptophyta; Magnoliopsida; Malpighiales; Linaceae.
UGGAGAUACGAAAUAGUGAUUGUAAUGCCAUUUGUUGCAAACUUUAGUGACGAGUUUGUUAAAUUGAGAUUUCAAUGUACCAAUUCGUUAGUGACCUAAAGUUCAGCUCCCAUUUCUAAAAUUGACUCGAACCAAACCACUUCCAGUUCCAGAGCCAAACGGUUUUUAAACGACCUCUUCGGCCGUCGUCUUCAAUUUCAAGCACACAAUGGGCCGUUACAGCAGUCCAUCAAUGGAGUCCAAUCUCUCUGCCUCCCUCGGCCUCCCGGCUCCCGACCACCACCGUGAAAUCGCCGCCGAUUUCCCCAAUCUCUUCCCCCAAUUCGCCUCCCUGCUCAUUUCCCAACAAAAACCCAUCCCUAAAACCCUCCCUUUCGCCUCCAAUUCCAUCUCCUUAUCCACAUCACAACAACCACCCUCCUCCCACCACCGAAUCGCCCUCGUCAGCACCCCGGCCAAGCUUAAAUCCCUAAUCAGCAACCUCUCCGUCUUCGAGCGGGCCCUAAUCGGCGCCGGCGGGGGCGGACUCGCCGGUGCCUUCACCAACUUCUGCCUCCUCCCUCUCGACGCCGUCAAGACCAAGCUUCAGACCAAAGGGGCGUCCCAGAUCUACGCCAGCACCCUCGACGCCGUCGUCAAGACAUUCCACGACAAGGGCAUCCUAGGGUUCUACCGCGGCGCCUCCGCGGUAAUCGUCGGAUCCGCCGCCUCCUCCGCGGUCUACUUCGGCACCUGUGAGUUCGGCAAAUCGGUUCUCGCCAAGCUCGACGACUUCCCUCCUCUGCUCAUCCCUCCCACCGCCGGGGCCAUGGGGAACAUCGUCUCCUCUGCAAUCAUGGUCCCUAAAGAGCUGAUCACUCAGCGGAUGCAGGCGGGGGCGAAGGGGAGGUCGUGGGAAGUUCUGGUGAGGAUACUGGAGAAGGACGGCGUGUUGGGUCUUUACGCCGGGUACUCGGCCACAUUGCUGAGGAAUUUGCCUGCUGGGGUGUUGAGUUACUCCUCGUUCGAGUACUUGAAAGCGGCGGUGCUGAGCAAGGCCAAGAAGGCGCAAUUGCAGCCGAUUGAGAGCGUGGUCUGUGGAGCGCUGGCGGGGGCGAUCUCGGCUUCUUUGACGACUCCUCUCGAUGUCGUGAAGACGAGGUUGAUGACUCAGGUGGGCAGAGAAGCCAUGGGAGGGGUUGGAGAUACUGUGAAGCAGAUUUUGAUGGAGGAAGGGUGGGUUGGAUUCAGUAGGGGAAUGGGUCCGAGAGUGCUUCACAGUGCUUGCUUCUCGGCAAUGGGGUAUUUCGCGUUCGAGACUGCUCGGCUCGCGAUAUUGGAUCGGUAUUUGAAGCACAAGGAGUUGCAGCAGGAAUUGGAUGAUGUUGUUCCAACUUGAAGGUGAAGUUUUGUUCUUGGUGGUGAUCAAUUCUUACCCUUGUCUUUAUAUAUUGAAAAGUUGUUAUCUUUUUCUACGUUUAUUGUGUUUCCUUACUUCACAAAUCACAAUGGUUGUUUAUAGGACCAAAGAAUGAGCGGCUUUAUAUCUCCAUCUGUCUAUGACUGAGAUUUCGGUGUGAACUAUGUAUGAAGCAUUUUUAGUUUGAGUGGUAAUGAUAGAUUCGGAUGAAAGUGUAGUUGAGCAAAAUUCAACAGUUGAAUAAAAUUCUUGUCAUCUCGGGUUAUCUAUUGGUGAUAUUUUCCUCCUAAGCGGUCUUGUUGUUCUGAGGUGUGAACUGUGAUGGCUUUCCUAAAUGAUGCAUUGCUUUAAAAUUCUUGCCAUUGAUCAAAGUAGAUGAUGAUGUUAACAGAUUAUGUUAUGGACCCACAUCUGUCUAUAAGCGGAUGGCUUUCUUCAGACACAGUGCUCAUGCAGAAAUUGAGGGCUGCUGACCUCUGAGUUUUAGACUCCAGGAGGGCAAGGACAGGGGAUGGGAUGAAUCGGAAGGAAGGAAGAGGGUUGUAUGGCACAAUCUGUGGGAGACCCAAGAAGUCCGACAUGCUGCAACUGUCUUCCAGCAUCGAUAUCAAGUUUUAUUCCUCUUGACAAUCCCCUCAGCAAUUCCCUUGAUAUAAGCAAAUCGGGCAACCAGAAUUGAGUAAAAAGUAGCCUUCGCGUUGGAGAAUUUUGACAGCAGACUCUGGAUUGAUUUCCGCCCUGGGGAUAGAAACUCCUUCAGCUCUUCUUCCUUCGUUGUCGGGUUAUCGGGUUUCAGGGUAUCAUUAUAGUUUCCGAUUGCUUCCGAUAUAUCAUGUAUGUAUCAUAUUGAAUUUUGACGGAAUACAGUUUAUUUCAUAAUGGAACUUAGCGGCCCGGUAGACACAAUGGAAGAACGAUCGAUCCAUUUGAAAGAAAAAACAGCGAAGUUCAUUAAGAAUGCCUCCUCAAUUCAAUAUGCUCAAUUCAUAAACUCUGUGUGCAAGUCAACAUUUUUUGUUAUACAAAAGGAACCCAAGAAAAGGCAACCCCAAAAAUCCAAACCCCGUAAAAAAAAAAAAAAAAUUGUAUGUUUGUCUAUAAAUUUUGCUUUUCUUUUUUUUAACAAUUCAGUAGCUAAUACAUAAUUAUGUGCGUCGGUUCAAUGAUACCAAAGAAUUUCUCAACUAGUUGACGAAGUUGAAUAAGCACACCCAUAAGUUGAGGCUUGUAUUGGACAAAAUAGAUCCAACACAACUUACUAAAAUGAUCAUAGAAUAGAAUGUAAUAAGACUGAUUAUCAUAAUAGAGAACAGUAGCAGGGCCCCAAACAUCACUGCAUAUAUAUAAGUUCUGAAGGAGCAGUAGCAUGAAAUUGAGAGGGAGAAAAGGGGAGUUUAAUGGAUCUUGCUAAGAGAACAACCAUGGCAUAGGGAGGAAGAUUCUUUAGCAUAUUUUAUUUGAUUAUGAGAUAAAAAUAUGUUGAUCAGCUCGUAAAUUGGCAUAACUAAGGCGUUGGUGUCAGAGAUCAAAGGAAGCAACAAAAGCACGUGGAGGAAUUCGAUUGGUGAUGUGGAAGGUAGUGAGUAAAGAACAUCAGUAACAUGGCUGCGAAACAGUUCACGCUUCGUGUGUCGAUCCUUGAUAAAAAAAAAAUAAGAAUCGAAAAAUUCCAUAAAAAUAGGAUUACGAAUAAGAGAACUCACCAAAAUAAGGUUAUGAGGAGCAU